AUGUAAUCGAAUCCUCCCCCCCUUCCCUAAAUCCCCCCUCCUAACCGAGCUUGGUUGUGUUAACCUUGCGUCGCUAAAUAACGUGGCACAGCGUCUACGAAUAUGAAGAAACUCGUGUGUGUUGGAGCUUGCUAUCUUGAUACUAUCCUGGACGUGCCUUACUACCCGGGCGAGGACUCUAAAUUACGUGCCACCAAUUUGCAAGUGCGUCGUGGCGGCAAUUGUCCCAACACCCUCCAGGUGCUUCAGCAGCUUCUGAGAGAACGUCCUGCUAGUGAGCAUAGCCGUGAUGUCAAACCCUACCUGAUAUCAUGUCUGCCUAGCGCCAAUGCACCUGCGACGGCAACCAUAGUGGACUCGUUUGGACCGGGAAGCCUCGUCGACCUCACGCGAUGCAUCUUCCGCGCGAAUCACAGGGAUCCCGCGAGCAGCUAUAUCAUACGUAGCGAGGCAACCGGGAGUCGCACCCUCGUCAACUACAACGACCUACCUGAGAUGACGAUCGACGAGUUCGUCACUGCUGCCGACGAGGUCGGCGACGAGGCUUGGUUCCACUUUGAGGGACGGAUUCCUGAGACGACGUUGCAAUGCAUCCGGUACUUAAGACGGUCGUUCCCCAAUACAAGAGUAAGCGUCGAGGUCGAAAAACCGGGCCGAGGGGGGUUAGAGGACCUGGCGGCUGAAGCGGACGUCGUGUUCUACUCGCGGACCUGGGCUGAGAGUAAGCGGUACGAGAGCGCUCAGCGAUGUCUGAGUGCCCAAUCGGGCGUGGCCCGGAAAGCGACCCUCCUUCUAUGUACGUGGGGAUCGGACGGUGCAUCGUGUCUAUCACUUCCCAGCGAGAAGGCCGUGUCUUGCCCGGCUACCUUGCCUGGGCAAACCAUUUCCGUAGUGGACACCGUGGGAGCAGGUGACACCUUCAUUGCCGGGAUGCUAUUCGGGCUGCUGUGCCACCACGAAGACUGGAACACCGAGAGAAAAGUCCAGUUUGCUGUGCAGCUUGCUACGUGCAAGGUGCAACGGGACGGAUUCGACGGCGUUGGGGCCGAGGUGUUGAAGCAUUUUGGAGUGGCGUCGUCUCAAUGAAACUUGGACGAUCGGUUAUGAGAUGAGAUGUGACUAGCGAGCCGUGGUCGUGGUCAUGGUCGUGUGACAGGUGUCUUUUUUUCUCCGUUCCUCUUUAUUUUUAUUGUGUUUUAUUUUAUUUCUUCCCUUCCCUUCUAACCGGCAAUACUAACCAAGACACCAUUCUAAGUAAGCUAGGCAAAUUUAUUAAAAUAAAAAAUACCCUCGGGGCGCCUAUCCUGGGUUGGUUUGCCGAAC
Messenger RNA from Annulohypoxylon maeteangense, 1323 nucleotides. Its product is annotated as Ribokinase-like protein. The record is from RefSeq and is a predicted model, not a curated record. Gene Ontology annotation, biological process: fructose metabolic process. NCBI's taxonomy places the organism in Eukaryota, Fungi, Ascomycota, Sordariomycetes, Xylariales, Hypoxylaceae. Gene Ontology annotation, molecular function: ketohexokinase activity. Bases 103 to 1086 code for a protein of 327 amino acids. The transcript is spliced from 6 exons.